This is a messenger RNA of Neoarius graeffei (lesser salmon catfish), 2596 nucleotides long. RefSeq names its product acidic mammalian chitinase-like. Gene Ontology annotation, cellular component: extracellular region. NCBI's taxonomy places the organism in Eukaryota, Metazoa, Chordata, Actinopteri, Siluriformes, Ariidae. The coding region runs from base 31 to 1683 and encodes 550 amino acids. Gene Ontology annotation, molecular function: chitin binding; chitinase activity. Gene Ontology annotation, biological process: chitin catabolic process; carbohydrate metabolic process. The record is from RefSeq and is a predicted model, not a curated record. The transcript is spliced from 11 exons.
AAAGGUGUGCAAUGUAGAACUGCAGCCACAAUGACAAGCUUGAUUCUGCUCACAGGCAUUUUCCUGUUAUUUAUUCAUCUUGGUUCAACCUAUCAGCUAAUAUGCUACUUCACCAAUUGGGCCCAGUACAGAUCUGAUCUGGCAAAGUAUGUGCCUACCAACAUUGAUCCCUUCCUGUGCACACAUCUGAUCUACGCAUUUUCCAAGAUUAACUCUUCAAAUCAGCUGGCCACCUCCGCGGGGAAUGAUGAGACUCUCUACCGAUCAUUCAAUAGUCUGAAGCAAAGUAAUCCAAGCUUGAAGACACUUUUGGCUGUUGGAGGAUGGAACUUUGGUUCAACUCAAUUCUCUGAAAUGGUGUCCACACAAGCAAACAGAAAUACAUUCAUCCAGUCCUCCAUCAGCUUUCUCAGAGAGUAUGGAUUUGAUGGUCUGGAUCUAGACUGGGAGUAUCCGGGAGCCCGCGGCAGUCCUCCAGAGGACAAGCAAAGAUUCACUCUGCUCUGUCAGGAGCUUCGACAGGCCUAUGAGGCUGAAAGCAGUGCUACAGGACGUCCCCGGCUUAUGGUUACAGCUGCAGUAGCUGCUGGGAAAUCAGCUAUAGAUGGUGCAUAUGAAAUUCCUCAGAUUGCCCAGUACCUGGACUUCAUUAGUAUGAUGACUUAUGACUUUCAUGGGUCUUGGGAGAGUAUCACUGGUCACAACAGUCCUCUGUAUCAAUGGUCUCAGGAAACAGGAAAUGGAAUUUACCUUAAUACUAAUUAUUCAGUGACAUACUGGAAGGAUCAGGGUGCUCCAGUGGAGAAGCUGAGGAUGGGUUUUGCUACAUAUGGCAGAACAUUCCAACUGUCAUCUACAGCAAGUGGCCUGGGAGCUCCAACAAGUGGCCCUGCUUCCGCUGGCACUUACACCAAACAGGCAGGCUUCUGGUCUUAUUAUGAGAUCUGCAGCUUCCUUCAAGGAACCAGCAUACAGUGGAUCCAAGAUCAAAAAGUACCUUAUGGCACAAAGAGUGAUUGGUGGGUUGGCUUUGACACCAAAGAGAGCUUUAAUAUAAAGGUGACCUAUCUCAAAGAUAAUAAGUUGGGAGGGGCCUUUGUGUGGGCUCUUGAUCUGGACGAUUUUAGUGGACAGUUCUGUGGACUGGGAAAAUACCCUCUCAUCAGCGAGCUCAAGAAACAGCUAACCAGUGCUUCUACUGCUCCUCCUACAGAAGCUCCUACUGCUCCUCCUACUGCAGCUCCUACAGAAGCUCCUACUGCAGCUCCUACAGAAGCUCCAACUGCUCCUCCUACAGAAGCUCCUACUGCUCCUCCUACUGCAGCUCCUACAGAAGCUCCUACAGAAGCUCCUACAGAAGCUCCUACUGCAGCUCCUACAGAAGCUCCAACUGCUCCUCCUACAGAAGCUCCUACAGAAGCUCCUACUGCUCCUCCUACUGCAGCUCCUACAGAAGCUCCUACAGAAGCUCCUACUGCAGCUCCUACAGAAGCUCCUACUGCUCCUCCUACAGAAGCUCCUACUGCUGCAGUUCCACCUAGGUACUGUAGAGCCAAGGAAGAUGGAACCUAUCAAAAUCCUUUUAAUAAACAAUCUUUCAUCCAGUGUGUUGAUCGUAGGGAAAUUGUACACCUCUGCCCAGCUGGCACUACCUACAAUAAGCACUGCCAAUGUUGCAAAUAACCAUAAACUGCCACAAGUUUACUGAACACAUGAUGUAGACAUGAUUUUAAAAUACAUUUGUAACAGAUAAUAUAACAGCACAGCAUUGCCUGAACAUAGUUACACAUAUAGCUUGAAGUCAAUCCCAGAGAGUCUCAAUUCACUGAUUCCAGAGACAGAAACUAAGAUUCAGCCCCAAAGGUUGGGAGUCGAUUCAGUACACUGAAAAUCAUUCGCCUCAUGCAAACCCUGCUAACAAAAUUAAUUUAGUAUUGGAGUGUUUCAGUUAGCUAACAGAUAUUUAUUUUGUCUUUAUUUUGAUAUUUGUUAUUGGAAAUUUAAAGUUGAACAAAUAAGGGUUCAAAAAUCCAGACAUAUACACUCGCUGUCCACUUUAUUAGGAAUACCUGUACACGUACGCAUUCAUGUAUUUAUCUAAUCAGCCAAUCAUGUGGCAGCAGAACACAUUAGCUUCCACUCCUGUCAACCAAGAACAGCAAUCUGAGGCUAACAUGGGUACAGACUCACCCAAACUGGACAGUUAUAGAUGAAGGGGGGAAAUGACCUGGUUUUUUUCCAGUCUUCAACUGUCCAGCUUUGAAUAUUUUUUUUCUGCAUUUUGACAUCAUCAUCAAUUAAUUUUUCAGCUUCAUGAGGCAGUCAUCUGGAAUUCUUUUCAAUUAACAGAUGUGUCUUGUCAAAAUUUAAUAGUGGAAUUUAUUACCAUCUUAAUGUGUUUGAGAUCAUCAAACAGUAAAUAGUAAAUAAUAAAAAUACAGUAAAUAUCCCAAUUCAUCAACUGUAGUAAUCCAUAUUAUGUCAAGAACCGCUCAACUAAGUAAAGAGAAACGAGAUCCAUCAUUACUUUAAGACAUGAAGUGUUUUUUAAUUAAUAAAACUAAAGAGCAAACAUUGAAUUAAAUGUGUUCAAACU